CCGAUUCGGAAGCUCUCGGCCCAAGUUUCGAAGGCAGAAAGUAUUCAUGGCUUGUGGAGGCUGUUUAUUUAUACUUCUUAUCGGCACAAAACAUGGGAAUUUGCGGAAGACGAAUAACGGCGGGAGUGAGGAAUUUGUUUCUCCUUGAAUUCGAUGCCACUGAUCCAAGAAUGUACGUAUACUUGGAGCAAUCAAAUUAUCAAAUAGCGGCUGCAGCCGUAAUUAGAGCGAUCAAAUCAUCAGAAAGGAAGUGAUAGAGAGUGUGCUCGAAUUUUCGAGUAUUAUCAGAUGGCGCUGCAAGAAAAACUAGAAAGAUUCAAGAAGCAACAAGAGAAGUGCCAGUCGACCCUCACCAGCAUUGCAGCCAAAGCAGGGUCUUCUAAAUCAGCCUCGAUUAAAAAAUCUUCACCUGUAGCUGUAACACCAUUAGCAAAUCCUAGGACUCCAGGACCACCAGUCAAGUUUUCAAAUGACACAGAGAGACUCCAGCACAUCAAUAGCAUUCGGAAAGCCCCUGUUGGAGCUCAGAUCAAGCGUGUUAUAAACCUGCUGCUAGAGAAAAGGCAACCUCUUACUCCAGAACAAAUAAAUGAAGCAUGUUUUGUUGAUGUGAACUCAAACAAAGCUGUAUUUGACAGUUUGAGGAACAACCCAAAAGUGAACUACGAUGGAAAGCGCUUCUCUUACAAGUCCAAGCAUGAUUUAAAGGACAAGAGUCAGCUACUUGUCUUGAUACGGAAAUUUCCAGAGGGCAUUGCUGUAAUUGAUCUCAAGGAUGCAUACCCAACUGUGAUGGACGAUUUGCAGGCAUUGAAAGCUGCUGGGCAGAUGUGGUUGCUCUCAAACUUUGAUUCACAGGAGGAUAUUGCAUACCCAAAUGAUCCCAGGGCAGUUAUCAAGGUAGAUGACGACCUUAAGCAGCUCUUUCGGGGGAUUGAAUUGCCUCGUGAUAUGCUGGACAUUGAGAAGGAUCUGCAGAAGAAUGGCAUGAAACCUGCCACAAACACAGCAAAGAGGAGGGCUGCCGCGCAAGUGCAAGGCAUUUCCUCCAAGCCUAAGAUCAAGAAGAAGAAGGAUACGAUCAGCAGGAGGACUAAGCUGACAAAUGCACAUCUUCCGGAGCUUUUUGCUAAUCUUGGUUCUUAGAACUUUUGAGCUAAAUAGAGUUGCUAAGCUGACCGUAUACAGAUGAUCAUAUGUAGACUGAGGAAUUCCAUUUGCUUUGUACAUACUAGCUUGCAAACUUAAGAGAAAUGGAAUUAGUCAAGUUUAUCAUGAUUCUUCCUUUGUUUUCUAUAUUUGUUAAUCAUAUGUGUAGCAAUGAGUUAAUCAUGUAAUUUAAAUGCCAAACUGUAGCUAAUUUCCCAGUAUUUUAGGCUUUGCUCAGCACAAUGGAUUUGUACAGUUACUUCUUUUGCCGUGUUAGACUUGGCAAAUGAUGUGAUAUUGAUUUAGUUUGGCUUAACUGUAAUUUCAUCCCUGUACUAAAGGGAGUUAAAUUUAUUCUAUUUUUAAUUUUUA
This is a messenger RNA of Manihot esculenta (cassava), 1521 nucleotides long. RefSeq names its product general transcription factor IIE subunit 2. The transcript has 6 exons. NCBI's taxonomy places the organism in Eukaryota, Viridiplantae, Streptophyta, Magnoliopsida, Malpighiales, Euphorbiaceae. Gene Ontology annotation, biological process: transcription initiation at RNA polymerase II promoter. The coding region runs from base 289 to 1146 and encodes 285 amino acids. Gene Ontology annotation, cellular component: transcription factor TFIIE complex. The record is from RefSeq and is a predicted model, not a curated record.